This is a messenger RNA of Pimephales promelas (fathead minnow), 3106 nucleotides long. RefSeq names its product eph receptor A4, like (gene epha4l). Lineage: Eukaryota; Metazoa; Chordata; Actinopteri; Cypriniformes; Leuciscidae. Gene Ontology annotation, cellular component: dendrite; plasma membrane. The record is from RefSeq and is a predicted model, not a curated record. Gene Ontology annotation, biological process: axon guidance; ephrin receptor signaling pathway; protein phosphorylation. Gene Ontology annotation, molecular function: ATP binding; transmembrane-ephrin receptor activity; protein binding.
GCAGCACGAGGAAUAAACAGGAAUAACGGAGAGACGGUUAGCUGGACGAAUGGCACUCAUGGCCGGGAUUAUUUACGCGCUCACCUCACUUUUCCUGGGGAUUUGUGCAGGUCUGUCCGCUUCAUGGAAUUAUCCGGCGAAUGAAGUCCCGCUGCUGGAUUCCAGAUCAGUGCUGGGAGAACUGGCAUGGGUCGCCAGCCCGACGGAAGGAGGGUGGGAAGAGGUGAGCAUCAUGGACGAGAAGAACAUCCCCAUCAGAACAUACCAGGUGUGUAACGUCAUGGAGCCCAGUCAGAACAACUGGCUCAGGACUCACUGGAUACGGCGUGGCCCGGCCCAGCGUAUCUACAUCGAGAUUAAAUUCACCCUGCGUGACUGUAACAGCCUGCCCGGCGUCAUCGGCACAUGCAAAGAGACGUUCAACCUCUACUACCUCGAGUCUGACUCCGAUAACGAGCGCUACGCUCACGAGAGCCACUUUGCUAAGAUCGACACGGUGGCAGCGGACGAGAGCUUCACGCAGGUGGAUAUCGGUGAUCGGAUCAUGAAGCUGAACACUGAGGUUCGGGAUGUCGGCGUCAUGAGCCACGCGGGCUUCUAUCUGGCCUUUCAGGAUGUAGGAGCUUGUAUCGCGCUGGUUUCUGUCCGUGUGUUUUAUAAAAAGUGUCCGCUAGCCGUGAGGAACCUAGCGCAGUUUCCUGACACCGUAACUGGGGCGGACACGUCGUCCCUGGUGGAGGUGCGCGGCUCCUGUGUGAAUAAUUCGGAAGAGCAGGAGGUUCCCAAAAUGUACUGUGGCGCAGAUGGAGAGUGGCUGGUGCCCAUCGGGAAUUGCCUGUGUAACCCUGGAUACGAGGAAAGGAAUGAGCAAUGUCAAGUGUGUAAGGUGGGCUACUACAGGUCUCUUUCUUCAGACGUUGGUUGUCGUAAAUGUCCACUGCACAGUUACUCCAUGAAAGAAGGAGAAACUUCCUGUGAUUGUGACCAGGGAUAUUACAGAUCGGAGACCGAUCCGGCUGCCAUGCCUUGCACACGUCCUCCAUCCGCACCACACAAUCUGAUAUCUAAUGUCAACGAGACGUCUGUGCUGUUGGAAUGGAGUCCGCCCAUCUCCUCCGGAGGCCGCCAGGAUCUCACCUAUAACGUGGUGUGUAAGCAGUGUGUGCGAGACACGCAGAGAUGCGCGAUGUGCGGGGACGACGUGCGAUACUCUCCGCAGCGUCUAAGUCUGCGCUCCACGCGGGUGUCCGUUCACCAGCUGCAGGCGCACACCAACUACACCUUCCAGAUCUGGGCCGUCAACGGGGUGUCCAAACACAACCCCAGCCUGGAGCAGGCCGUGUCCGUCACGCUCACCACCAACCAGGCUGCUCCCUCUACGGUCAUGACUGUUGAGAGUAAGGACAUCACCCGCCACACGCUCUCUCUGCUCUGGGACGAACCCGAGAAGCCCAACGGUGUCAUACUGGAAUAUGAGGUUAAAUACUACGAGAAGGACCAGAAUGAGAGGAGUUAUCGCAUCGUGAAGACGAUGUCUCGAAAUGCUGAUAUCAAAGAUCUGACCCCGCUGACCUCCUACGUGUUUCACGUGCGCGCUCGCACCGCCGCGGGCUACGGAGAGUUCAGCGCCCCCUUCGAGUUCAGCACCAACACUGUCGCAGCUCCUGUUGUUGGAGGAUUCAUGAGCUCUGCUGUGCUUCUGCUGCUGGUGGCCGGGUGUGUUGUUGUUCUCCUCCUCACCCUCAUCAUUACCUUCAUCAUCACCAAAAGGAGGAGCAAAUACAGCAAAACUAAACAGGCCGAGGAGAAAAACCUGAAGCCAGCAGGGGUGAGAAUAUAUGUGGACCCUUUCACCUACGAAGACCCCAACCAGGCCAUCAGGGAGUUCGCUAAGGAAAUCAGUACCUCGUGUAUCAAGAUCGAGAAGGUGAUCGGCAUCGGGGAGUUUGGCGAGGUGUGCAGCGGCCGUCUCAAACUUCCUGGAAAGCGUGAGAUCUGUGUGGCCAUCAAGACGCUGAAGGCGGGGUUUACCGAGCAGCAGAGGCUGGACUUCCUGAGCGAGGCCAGUGUGAUUGGCCAGUUUGAACAUCCCAAUAUCAUUCACCUGGAGGGCGUGGUCACCAAAUGCAAGCCAGUUAUGAUCAUCACUGAGUACAUGGAGAACGGCUCACUGGACAUGUUUCUCAGAAAGAACGACGGUCGCUUCACUGUUAUCCAGCUGGUGGGCAUCCUGAGAGGAAUCGCGUCCGGUAUGAAAUAUCUAUCCGACAUGAGUUACGUUCACAGGGACCUCGCAGCACGCAACAUCCUAGUAAACAGCAACCUGGUGUGCAAAGUCUCAGAUUUUGGGAUGUCCAGAGUGCUGGAAGAUGAACCAGAAGGAGCGUAUACCACCAGGGGAGGAAAGAUUCCAAUCCGCUGGACUGCUCCAGAAGCCAUCAUGUACAGGAAGUUCACCUCGGCCAGCGACGUGUGGAGUUACGGCAUCGUCAUGUGGGAAGUGAUGUCAUAUGGCGAACGACCAUAUUGGGACAUGAGCAACCAGGAUGUGAUAAAGGCAAUAGAGGAAGGCUACCGGUUGCCGCCGCCCAUGGAGUGCCCGCUGGCUCUGCAUCAGCUCAUGCUGGAGUGCUGGAUGAGGGAACGUGCAGACAGACCCAAAUUCAGCCAGAUAGUCAACAUGCUGGACAAACUCAUACGCAAUCCCGCCACGCUCAAGAGGACGGCAGGAGACGCCAGCAGGCCCCACCCAUCCAUGCUUCACCACACCCCCUCUGAAGGCUCCGCCCCCUCUUUGAGUUCUGUGGAUGAAUGGCUGAAAAUCAUUGGACUUGAGCAAUACAGAGAAAACUUCAACACAGCAGGAUACUGCAGCUUAGAAAGCGUCAUGCCCAUGAGUCAUGAGGAUCUGGCCAAAAUGGGAAUCUCAUGCAGUGCACAUCAGAGGAAAAUCCUGAGCAGCGUCCAGGAUUUAUUGUCUGGAAUGCAUCGAAGACAAGACACAAAGAUUUCUGUCUGAGCUGUGACGAAGGGAAAAAAACAAUGCAUCAUGUUGGUUGAAUGCAUGAAUUACGGAAGAGACGGAAUAUUUCACAUCACUCUUGCA